AAAACAUGGCUGCAAAUUCUGCGUCUAAGGUGAGCUUGAAGCUCCUCAUCGACACCAGGAGCAAUAAAGUCCACUUUGCUGAAGCAGGCAAAGACUUUGUUGAUUUUCUUUUUAACCUCCUCUCUUUACCUGUUGGCACAGUUGUUAAGCUUCUCGGAACAAACAGCCUGGUGGGUUCCCUUGGAAACAUCUACGAGAGUAUCCAAAACCUCAGAGAAAGUUACAUGCAACCGAACCAAACCAAAGACUUACUGCUCAAUCCCAGGGCUCCAAUUUCAGCUUCUGGUGUCCCAAUGUUUCUUGCUUAUGACAACGUGCCUAGAAAAACAUACACGUGUUCCAUUUAUCAUCGCAAUAUGGCCGCUGUUCCACGCAGGGUUUGCCCUCAUUUUACGGCACGGAUGUCGAAUGAGGUGCCCAUUGUAGCUAGGAAUGUCGGGAAAGGUGAAUCGAGCGGCGAAGGAGGGUUUGUGAAAGGGAUGGUGACUUACAUGGUAAUGGAUGAUUUGACUGUUAAACCAAUGUCUAUCAUUUCUAUCAUUACUAUGCUCCACAAGUUCAACGUUAAGGAAGUUGGAGCACUUCAAGAGAAGGUAGUUCACUUGGGAAUGAAUGAGGGUUUGAAGCUGCUUAAGACUUCCUUGCAGUCCAAGUCAGUAUUGACAAGUGUUUUUCUGGGGAAUAUGAGGGCCUAAAGUCAUCUUCUGAAA
Molecule: messenger RNA, 710 nt
Organism: Hibiscus syriacus
Lineage: Eukaryota; Viridiplantae; Streptophyta; Magnoliopsida; Malvales; Malvaceae
Exons: 2
Coding region: 6-695 (229 amino acids)
Source: RefSeq, a predicted model, not a curated record